AUGGUUGCCGACGAGGCAGAGAAGCGUUAUGGCAAGGAGGGCAUCAUCAGCGUCGCUCAGGAUCCGGGCAAACUGAAGAGACAGAUCUACAAUACCCAGAGCAAACUCAUUAUGCUCUUCAUAAACAAGCUGCUAUAUCCAUUAAAGCUAGGCGGCUAUACCGAAAAAUAUGCUGGCCUCAGCCCGGAGAUCACAGAGAAGCAACAGGGCGGGCUCGUCAUCCCUUCGGGCAGAGUCCAGGCUCAAAACCCGAGGAACGAUAUCCACGAAGCACUAGAGGAAGGCAGGGUCAAGGAGGUGUGGGAUUGGAUUGAGGCCCAGAUCAAGGCGCAUGCUUGGCUAAUGAAUACCAUAUUCAUAUAG
Messenger RNA from Penicillium lagena, 363 nucleotides. RefSeq lists its product as uncharacterized. The record is from RefSeq and is a predicted model, not a curated record. NCBI's taxonomy places the organism in Eukaryota, Fungi, Ascomycota, Eurotiomycetes, Eurotiales, Aspergillaceae. The transcript has a single exon. The coding region runs from base 1 to 363 and encodes 120 amino acids.